Molecule: messenger RNA, 391 nt
Organism: Racocetra persica
Lineage: Eukaryota; Fungi; Glomeromycota; Glomeromycetes; Diversisporales; Gigasporaceae
Source: the annotation of a GenBank genome assembly
UACUUAGUUCGUUCAUUUCCAAUUAAUCUUCCUGUUCGAACACCACCUUAUUCGCCCUCAGUAUCUCCAAGACAAUCAUCAAACUCUAAUUGCAUUAUUCCUAACUUUGAGCAGAAACAUAUUACAAAAUCAAAUGAUGAAUUGGGUCCAAAAAAAGGGUUACAUAUAUUGCAUUCUUCUGACGGAAACAUCAAUCAUAAUCGUGGCCCAUCUGCAUCAAAUUCAGUGCAUGAUAUUUCAAUACUAAGGCAAGGUCAUGUUAAUAAUCUACUUUCAAAAUUUGAUGCUGUAAGAACUUCUAAACAAGAAAAUAUCGUCAAUAAUUCUACACAUGUUAAUGAGCCCACUAAAGAAACAUACUCUACGGAUCAACUUGAACAUUCAAAUCAAA